Messenger RNA from Nezara viridula (southern green stink bug), 417 nucleotides. The record is from the annotation of a GenBank genome assembly. Lineage: Eukaryota; Metazoa; Arthropoda; Insecta; Hemiptera; Pentatomidae.
GUGAUUGCUCCAUAAGAUUGAAAUAUAGCCCCACAUUAUGUAGAUUAUACACUAAACCAAAAAUGCAGAUAACCUAGAAGAGUCAUAUUCGUGAUCUACUGUAAAGAAUAUUGUCGAAAAUCAUAGCUAUUUUGGAACUUAGCGACAAAUGAAAGGAAGGGCGAUAUGCCUGCGCCUCACUGUGCCCCAAGGAGACCAUCUCGCCGGUGGGGAGCAGCUGCAGGCACCCGAGGCUGGUGGAGGUCCCCGGCCACUGCUGCAGGGAGUGGAUGUGCGACUCCUACUCUGGACCAGUUGACGUCAGAUGCUUCAAACGAUCCUGAGGAGGCUGAAGAAGAACUGUACACAUUGAUGUAUUAUGCCAAUGAUGUUGUACUCUCUUUGUUAAUGAAUGCUUGUAAACUGAAAUAUGGUUAA